UUUCCAUCCAUAUCCAAUUCCCAUUUCCGCCGUAUACACUCUUCUUCUUCUUCUUCUUCUUCUUCCCUUCAUCCCCAUCCCGUUUACAGCUCAUCCUCCCCAUCCCAUCAGUGGGGGCACUCUAGUCAAUUCACACCACUCCUCUGUCGUCACCUUCACUUAAAGACAUUUUAAUCAUCAGCUUUUUGCUCAGCCCACCGGCAAAAGAAAGGUUUUCUGACCCAAUAUGUCGCCGGCGGCGGACGGGGUCAAUGCUCCGCUACUUGGGGAGCAGGAGAAGGAAAGGAGGAGGAGGAGGCAGGGCUCGGUUACCGGUGCGGUGUUCAAUGUCUCCACCAGCAUGAUCGGAGCGGGGAUCAUGUCCAUCCCGGCGACGCUGAAGGUGCUCGGUGUGGUGCCGGCGUUCCUGAUGAUCGUCGCCGUCGCCUGGCUGGCCGACGUCUCCGUCGAGUUUCUGGUGAGGUACACGCACUCCGGGGAGGCGACGACGUAUGCAGGGGUUAUGAGGGAGGGGUUUGGUGGGUUUGGGUCCGCGGCGGUGCAGAUCUGCAUCAUCGUUACCAACUUUGGGUGCUUGAUCAUUUACUUGAUCAUCAUCGGGGAUGUUUUGUCAGGGACGGAGCAGCAUUUAGGGGUGCUGCAAGAAUGGUUUGGGGUUUCAUGGUGGAACACUCGAGCUUUUGCACUCUUUCUGGUUGUGAUCUUUGUUAUGCUUCCUUUGGUCCUGUUCAAGCGAGUUGAGUCAUUGAAGUGCAGUUCAGCCGUAUCAGUUCUCUUGGCAGUGAUUUUCGUUGGGAUAAGCUCUGUGAUGGCUGUCUAUGCCCUCAUACAAGGCAAAACCAACAACCCUAGACUGUUGCCUGAGCUAGACAGCAAUUCCUCAUUCUUUGAGCUCUUCACUGCUGUCCCUGUCAUCGUCACAGCUUUCACAUUCCACUUCAAUGUACAUCCCAUUGGAUUCGAGCUGGGGAACCCAUCGAUCAUGCUCUCAGCAGUCAGAAUCUCGAUGGUCCUUUGUGCAGCCAUCUACUUUGCAAUCGGCAUAUUCGGUUACCUUCUCUUUGGGGAAUCCAUCAUGGCAGACAUACUCGUCAACUUCGACAGGACUGCUGAUACAGCAGCUGGUGCAUUGCUCAAUGACAUUGUGAGGCUGAGCUAUGCACUUCACCUGAUGCUGGUCUUCCCCUUGUUGAACUUCUCGUUGAGGGCGAACCUCGACGAAUUCCUCUUCCCCAAGAAACCCCUUCUGGCGAAAGACACCACCAGAUUCUUGGCCAUCACUUUCGCUUUGCUGCUACUGAGUUACUUGCUGGCGAUUGCCAUACCGAACAUAUGGUACUUCUUUCAGUUCAUGGGAUCGACCUCUGCAGUUUGCCUCGCCUUCAUUUUCCCCGGUUCGAUUGUACUGAGGGAUGUUUAUGGGAUAUCAACAAGGAGGGACAGAGUGUUUGCAGCAGGAAUGAUAGUUCUGGCUGUGAUAACAAGCGCCAUUGCCAUAUCGAGCAAUGUCUACACUCUGAUUGGGGAUAACCAGUAGUGUUUGCUUCUGGUGACCCUUCACACGUUUGGUUCAGAGGCUUUUCCCUGGUUGGGAGUUGCUUUUACAUUUUUGUGUAUUCUUCUUCUGCCGUGGCGGUUUGUAUUGCAAGUGGAGUUAUCUCUCAGAAGCCAAAGCAGGUUUUUGUAAGUGUACGUCUGCAAAUCUCAAGCAAAAUAUUUGGGUUUAAAGAUUAGGGGGUGGGAAGAAAUUAUGGAUCAAACAAUACUUUUGCAAAGUUUAGAUCGGAACCAUAGAUGGUUGAGCAUGGGUUGACUUGUUCCGGUGGCAUGAUUUAAUUUCUUGGUCUGGUCACGGUUUGGAUCAGAUUGUAUAUUUAUUUUGUUUUUCAAUUCGUGUUAGCAACCCACUUUUGCUAUUUCCAAUCUGAGUCGCUAUUCGUCGCUCUAAAAUUUUAAAAUUUUCGCCCUAAACCACGC
This is a messenger RNA of Linum tenue, 1977 nucleotides long. The record is from the annotation of a GenBank genome assembly. Lineage: Eukaryota; Viridiplantae; Streptophyta; Magnoliopsida; Malpighiales; Linaceae.